CACUACUAUUCUCCUCAUGCGCCUUCACUGACCAUGCCUAGCAUACCUCCAUCAAGUAUUAGUCCCUACCAUGCUCGCGUCAUCCGCACUUUUCGGCCGAGGGAAAAGUUAUGAGAACCCUGCUGAUGCUUCCACUUAAUUCUUCUGUUUUUCUUAUACCCUAUUCCACUGAACUUCUUAGUCUAUCCUAAUCUAAGUUCUCUUAUUCUUAUUAUUGAUUUUGACUUCAUUUGUGUCUCUCUUUCCACACUCUCUAUUUCUCCUAUAUUUUUAUUAUUUUAAUGUUCUUGCGCAUUCUACUUCCUUUCUUUUCUUUCCCAGCCUCCCUGUACCAUUCUAUAAUUUCUUCCUUACUCUGCCACUAUAUCCUGUUUCUUUCUAAUUCAAUUCUAUUCAUUCCUUUGCAUUAGGUGUCUUUAUUCCGUGUUAAGUGUCUUAUUUUUCCUUACGUAUCAUCCCCUCAGGGGAAUUACUAUUUAUGCUAUGGGUUCCGUGAUCCGUUUCCUCGUAGCAGUUAUUGGCAGACGUAGAGAAACAAAAACUGGUAAAUUGCAUCCUCCCUUCUUUUUAUUCUUUCAGCAUCUUCCAGAAUCUCGUGCUCGCUUUCUCCGAACUGAUCCAUUUAUGCUCUGCCAGUAUCCCAUAAAACUCAAUGGUAGAUGUGGUACUCAAAACGAUUAGAUAUCUUCAUGAUUAAAAUCAAAUGCUCUUGCAGUAUCUCAGACAAGAAUAUUUGUACAGUUUUCAAUCUACAGUUAAAAUCUGUUUAAUUGUAUUGAAUUAUUCGCCAGCUCUCAUAAAUUAUUUAUCAUUUUGUUUGCCAAAUAUUCUCGUAUGAGAUAUUGUAGGAGUAUCUGAUUUUAGUCAUAAAGGUAUCUAAUCGUUUUAAGUACCGAUUAACGUCCCCAGAAAAUUUGCUUUCUAGAUUAGAAUUUUAUUUUUAGUAAAUUCUCAUGAAACCUUGAACUUUGCUCCUUAUCAAAAUAGACUUUUCUCUGACAAUGUUAAGAGAGAAAAACACCUUCAAAGCAUUUUCGUUAUCUUUUACAGAGUUCACAAAAAUACACUUGUCUAUACUUUUAUGUCUAAGAAUAUGUCACAAAUAACACAAGACCAACAAAGAAGCUUCUCUCAUUCCCCAAAAUCAUGCUUUUCUAGAAGAAUUACGUAGCGGAUAUUGCAAAAAUAAUUUUGUGUUAUCGAGUGUAAUAUUAGUUUAAUUGCGGAAGGGAGCUCAGGACUGGUUAUUCUUUAACAUCCGCCAAUUUUGAUUCUCUGAAACGACUUCUUGAAACUUUCUCGACCGAAGAGUGUCACAAGUGCUUUUUAAUCGCCUCACGUGUUUUCCUCCGAUUCUUUCGAAAUCGGUGAUGUCACCUGAUUAACACCGGUUAACGCAUUUCGAGUUCCUCUUCUUCUUCUUUUUUCUUUAUUUCUCACCGCUGUUUCUCGAUUCUUCCGGUUUCAUUAGAAACAACGCAGUAGCCCCUCUCCUUUUUUCCCCAGGCCGUGUAUCGAAGAUCCAUGACGUAAUCGCGAGCACCGGCUUUUCCGAUCUGUCGAUACCUCGAUUACGUAAUUUGUGCAUUAUGCGAUAUUUCGCGUUCACCUUUUGCGAUAGUCACGUGGCUUUUCGUGUCGAAAGAUUCUUUGAUAAACGACAAAAAUAUGAAGACAACGUAACUUACCGCAGCACUCACUGCUGUCGAUUAGCAGAAUACGAAGUUGUUCAUAUUAAUCGCGUUUGAGGUUUACCUGUUCUGCUCAGGCCGGGAAAUUACGUUCGGUUUUUUCCUCGCUUCAAGGCCUUGCCAAGGAAAAUGGUCAAAAGUUAUGGCCAGUUUCGAAACCGAGCAUUAAUUCUUAUGAAAUAAUUCAGAUAAUAAUGAGAAUAAUUGACGAAGGGAAUUCGUAUGAAAUAAAUGAAAUAAUUCAGGAACUUAACUGAUCAGAGUUAAGAGCCCUUGUAUGAGCCCUUAGAAAAAAACAGUGAUGAAGUAUUGAAAUUUUAGGUUGUUAGAUAUUAUAUUAAUAAAACGUGCAAAAUUGUAAUUAUGCAAAAUCUUAAUCUGACCCAAAAUACAUCGCAUUCUUCGAGACAAUUUUUUCUAGAAUUUAUAAACAAUGUACAUAAUUGCAAGUCAGAUAAAAAAAUGUCGUUAGUCCUAUGUAAAUUGUUAUUGCAUAAUCGAUAUUCGUCACUGAAACGAUUCAAUAAUUUCAUGCUAAAAUACGAUAAUCGCAGUCGGCGAUAAUUAUGUUACUUAGAUAUAUUAUUAGACUGAGAAAUUUAUGGAUUUAUGGAAAAAUUGUACAUAUUGAGAAUGUAUUCAACAUGUACGUACUAAAAUAGUCCAUAUUAUUGUCUGUGAAGGACAAAAGAAGUUCUUAUCAAGAUUGAAUUUUUUAAGUUAGCAUUGAAAAUGCUUUUGAUUUGUAUAAAACCUCGCAGUCUGGAUAUCAUUGAAAAUGUGUAAUAGACAAAGUUCUCUGCUUCUCAAUGAAAAAUAACUCGGUCUAAUCAAAUUAUCACCGUAUCAGUUGAAAGCUGAUUUAUAGCAUUUUAAUAAGUGCUUCGGUCGGUCGUAUUGAAGAUCCGGAAUUCGCAGCUGGUUCGAGCGAUUAGCCGAUUUCUAACUCGAUCGGAAGAUUUUAGAACUUUAUCCCAACGGUUGCAAGCAAAUCCAAAGGCAACCAUGCCGACCGUACACGCGUGCCUGCCGUUCGUUACGUGGAACACAAAAUUGCUGAAGAAAUCGUCAAGGCCGACCUGGGUCAGCCUGAGGCUGGGUAGCGAUCAGAAGGGUGUGCUUGCGCCAAAGGACGAGGUGGUCAGGUUCAUCAGCGAUUGUAUGCGGAAAGCCGGCGCGAAAUCCGACGACGGUCACAUCGUCGGGCAUCACUUGAUGACCGCCGACUACCGCGGUCACUUCAGCCAUGGCAUGAACAGGCUCACGCUCUACGUGAAAGACCUUGAAAGUGGAAUGACCGAUGCCAAGGCCGAGCCAGAAGUCGUCAAAGAUUGUAAGGCCGUGGCGCUGGUCAGCGGGAACAAUGCCCUCGGUCAGGUGAUCGGUAACUUCUGCAUGGAAUUGGCCAUAAAGAAGGCCAAGAAAUUCGGCAUAGGAAUGGUAAGCGCACGUGGCUCGAACCAUUACGGCAUCUGCGCGUACUACACGAGCAUGGCCAUCGAGCAACAGCUCAUAGGCUUUACCUGCACGAACACCAGCCCCUUGAUGGCCCCUACUCGUAGCAAAAAGUCGGCUCUUGGGACGAAUCCUUUGUCCCUUGGAAUGGGCGCCAAAUGCGGUGAUGAAUUUCUCCUUGACAUGGCCACCACAGCCGUAGCGUUAGGGAAAAUCGAGUUAGCUGUCAGGAAAAAGGAAAAUAUACCUGAAGGAUGGGCGCUUGGAAGCGAUGGGAAAGUCACUACCAACUCCGAAGAAGCGUUCAAGGCUGCCACUCUGAUGCCUCUCGGAGGGGAGGAACGGAAUUCGGGUUACAAAGGUUACGGUCUGGCACUAAUGGUCGAAGUACUUUGUGGUAUUCUAUCUGGCUCGCAGUUUGGACCUAACAUCAGAAAAUGGACAGACAAAAAGAAGAUAGCAGAUCUUGGCCACUGUUUCAUGGCCAUAGAUCCAGAAGCUUUUGGCUGUGGGUCGAAGGCCAGGUUGACUGAGCUGCUUCAACAGUUGAGGGAGUUGCCUAAAAUCGGUGACAAGCCUGUCCUAGUUCCUGGCGAUCCGGAAAGGGCGCAUAUGAUGAAGGUUGAUAAGGAAGGUGGGAUAGAGUAUCAUGCUAACAUGAUAAUAGCCUGCGAGGAGUUGGCUAAGCACAUGGGUGUCAAGCCCAUGAAACUCAUUGCUAAGAAAAAUUAGAAACUUGCUCGAUUCGAAUUCAUUUCAGAGUUCGUUUUUUAUGCUAAGGGUCCAAGAUUCAUCGUAGUCUGCGAAUGAUAUGUGCGUACGAAUUACUAUUAUUUACGCACGAGUUAUUAACAAUUCGACUACGUCAGUUGGUGACAUAUUUCUAUCAGCUUGUCCAGCUAAUCUAAACUUUCGACGUAGCAUGGAACUGAUUUCGAAUGCAAGUUCAUGCACUUAGCACUGGGUUUCUAAUUACCACUGGAAAUUGAAACGUCAACUCAGAUACCACGAAAUUCUUCGACAAUUUUUAUUUGUAUUACCAUUUUUAGAUCUGUUUAUAUAAUAAUUUUUAGACUUAUUUGUAAAACAAUUUUAAAGUCAUUUAUAUGACCAUUUUAAGAAUAUUUAAUAAUCUUUACUUAUCAAAUACUUGGACGAGUUUACAAAUUUUUAUAUUAU
Messenger RNA from Ceratina calcarata, 4325 nucleotides. Its product is annotated as putative oxidoreductase YjmC. Bases 2697 to 3878 code for a protein of 393 amino acids. Lineage: Eukaryota; Metazoa; Arthropoda; Insecta; Hymenoptera; Apidae. The record is from RefSeq and is a predicted model, not a curated record. Gene Ontology annotation, molecular function: oxidoreductase activity. The transcript is spliced from 3 exons.